Austrofundulus limnaeus is the source of this 2451-nucleotide messenger RNA. RefSeq names its product taste receptor type 1 member 1-like. Gene Ontology annotation, cellular component: plasma membrane. The record is from RefSeq and is a predicted model, not a curated record. Gene Ontology annotation, biological process: G protein-coupled receptor signaling pathway. The coding region runs from base 1 to 2451 and encodes 816 amino acids. Gene Ontology annotation, molecular function: G protein-coupled receptor activity. NCBI's taxonomy places the organism in Eukaryota, Metazoa, Chordata, Actinopteri, Cyprinodontiformes, Rivulidae. The transcript has 6 exons.
AUGGCUUACCUGUAUUUACUGGGAUGUUUUCUGCAUUUCCUGAUGAGUGAAGCUGUCACGUCCUCGGAGUUUGAGGUGGAUGGAGAUUACCUGAUUGGUGGACUUUUUGAUAUUCAUCAAGUCAGUGGAACAGAUUACCAUCACAGACCAGAAACCAUUACCUGCUCAAGUCAACCAUUUAUUCUGUCAAGCUAUCGAAGAUUCCAGAUGAUGAGAUUCUCUGUAGAGGAAAUCAAUAACUCCACCAGCCUGCUGCCAAAUGUAACACUUGGCUAUAAACUCUUUGACCACUGUUCAGAUACACAGAAUUUUCCUGGUAUUUUCAACCUCAUCUCCGUCAAUGACUUCAUCCAACCUUGGAGCAAAUCGGGCAACAACGUCUCGAACGUGAUCGCAGUGGUCGGCGCCUACACGAGCACCGAGACGCUGACCGUAGCCCCGCUCUUCAUGAUGAAUUUCCUUCCUAUGGUCAGUUACGGAGCUGCUAGUUCGGUCUUCUCAAAAAAACAGAAUUUCCCAACCUUUUUACGAACAGUACACCCCAAUAAAGAUGUCAUCGAGGUGGUUUAUACCAUUUUGACAAACUUUGGGUGGCGUUGGGUUUCUUUUUUAUACAGCGACGAUAAUUAUGGAAAUGAUGGCCUGGAAUUGUUUGUGAACAAGAUCAAAUAUACUAAUAUCUGCCUGGCUUACAGCAAAGGCCUGGAUGAAAACACAAAUUACCCUCAAACACUCCAACAGCUGGACGAGCAGAGGGUAAAUGUCAUCAUUGUUUUUGCUCCUGAAUGGACGGCUGAAGAUCUCAUUGAGGCAGCGAUAACAGAAAAUAUCACCAACAAAGUGUGGAUAGCCGGGGAUGCAUGGUCCUUAAACAAAGAGCUCCCCAAAGCAGAAGGAAUCAGAAAUAUUGGAACGGUUCUYGGUGUUGCAGAGCCGGUUUUGGCGAUACCAGGUUUUAGUGAGUUUGUCGAUCAUUCCAAAGCUAAAUCUCAGCAGGAAAACGUGAAUCAAGGRAAGUUUUGUGGUCAGAAUUGCAACUGCAGCAGUGUGACUGCUGACGAUAUCAAUAAUGCAGAUCCGUCUUUCAAUUUUCCUGUUUACUCUGCUGUUUAUGCCAUUGCACAUGCUUUGCACGUGGCCCUGCAGUGUAAAGACGGCAGGUGUGAUAGAAAUAUCACAGUGGACAAAUACACGGUUCUAGCAGCACUGAAGAAGUCCAACUUCCCUCUUUUAAAUCAAAAUGUUCAGUUUGAUAGUAACGGUGAUCCCAACUUUGGAUCAUAUUCUAUAGUUUUUUGGAACCAUAGCGGUGAUGCAGAGGAGGUCGGCGUUUAUAAUUUUCACUCCUCGUUCCCGUUUUACAUCAACAGCUCUAAAAUCCAGUGGUACGCAAACGGAGAGGUCCCUACAUCUUUUUGUUCCCAAGAAUGCUCCGCAGGAUAUGCCAAAAAACAAGAAGGAAUCUAUGAAUGCUGCUUCAGUUGUACCAUUUGUCCAAUUGGAACUUAUAUCAACGUUACAGAAGACGCCUACGAGUGCAUCAGCUGUAAGGACACAGAGUGGUCUGCAGAAGGAAGUACAUCAUGCAACCUGCGGCUGGUGGAGUUCAUCCCGUUCACAGACAGUGGAGCUGUGGUGAUCAUGUUCGGGGCCUGGGUCUUUGUGGGUCAGACUCUGGCUGUGUCCAUUCUCUUUGCCUUUAACUACAAAACCCCUGUAGUCAAAUCUGCAGGAGGACCCAUGUGCUUCCUGAUCCUAGCCUGCCUCAGCCUGUCUGAUAUCAGUGUGUUCUUUUUCUUUGGUGAGCCCACAACUGCUUUCUGUAUCUUAAGGUUUUUACCUUUUCUGUUGUUCUACACUGUUUGCCUGGCGUGUUUCGUCGUGCGCUCUUUCCAAAUCGUUUGCAUUUUCAAAAUAGCUGCUAAGUUCCCCAUUCUCCUCAGUUGGUGGACAAAAUAUAAUGGCCAGUGGUUGAUCAUCACAGUAGCAUUUAUCACUCAAGCUAUCACGCUUACAACUGGCUAUGCUGUUUCCCCCUCAAGACCUUACAAUGAUACAGUUUCUUACUCGCAAUCAAUCAUUCUUGGCUGUGAAAUGAACUUUCAAGGUAUCUCUGCCUCUUUGCUUCUGCUUGCAUCAUUGUGCUGUCUUUGUUUCAUUUUUUCUUACAUGGGAAAAGACCUGCCAAAAAAUUACAAUGAAGCCAAAGCGAUCACUUUCUGUCUUCUCCUGCUGAUCUUAACUUGGAUCAUUCUUGCCACUGCAAGUAUACUCUACCAUGGAAAGCACAUCCACACAUUCACUGCUUUGGCCGUACUCUCCAGUCUCUAUUCUUUUCUGUUGUGGUAUUUUCUCCCAAAAUGUUACAUCAUUGUUUUUCAACCCCGCAAAAACACACAGGAGCACUUUCAAGGUCUGAUUCAGAAUUACACCAAAACAGUUAGCCAGUAA